UAAUUUUCACAUUUUUUUAAUACCCCCUUGUGGGAGCAAAAUUUUUUGUUUUAAGCAUGUGUAUUGUUCAGAAUGUUUGUUGUAAUAUUAAAUUGUGUUGAUUUCCCUAUCAACUACUAUAAAUUAUAAAUAUGGUGUGUUCGCCGAACCAUAUUAUCACGAACGCGCAAUCUUGCCGAUUUGUCAGAAAGUUUAAAAGUUGAUGAACGCUCUAGGGCUUGCCGAUGCUGGGUUGUUAAAAUUUGCAUUUUAAAAUAUUUUUAUAUAAAUCAAAAACAUCUUAUUAUACACUUACUGUAUACUUUGUAUUUUUCAAAAGUGAAACAAAUUGCGCUAAAUGGUAUUGUCUACUCGUUAUUUACUCAAAGCCUUGUUGCCCAUAAAUUCAGGUACACAGUAAUAGUUUGUCGAACAUCAUUUGGAACAACUCGAUUCUCUGUCCGUAUGAUGGUGUCUGAUCCGAUAAUUAAUCAAAAACAUCCACUUUCAGAGGACGAUGAGAAUAUUGCUACUAAAAAAUUGUGCAUAGAGCCUAGGGUCAAAAGAAAAAAAUGUGCCAUAUUAUUGGCAUACUCUGGACAAGGAUAUUUGGGUUUACAGAGAAAUAAGGGGACAAAAACAGUUGAAGAAGAAUUAUUGCUUGCAUUAAAAUCAAAUAAUUUAAUAACCGAUGAAGGUUUUGAACAAAUUCAAACCAUGAAUUUUCAGCGUGCUGCUAGAACUGACAAGGGAGUAUCUGCUCUGCGACAAAUAAUUUCACUUUUAUUACCCGAAGAUGUAGAUAAACAAGUUAUUAAUUCAGCUUUACCAGAGCAAAUCAGAGUUCUAGAUAUCAGAAGAACAACUAAAGGUUUCAACAGUAAAAAUUCUUGUGACGGACGAACAUAUUCAUACACGUGUCCAACUUUUGCUUUUGCACCAGCAGAAGCUACCAUUGAUUUUAAUUAUCGGAUUGAUGCCACUGUUAUUGAUAGAAUAAAUGAAAUUGUUAAAAGUUUCUUAGGAUGCCACAACUAUCAUAAUUACACUUCUAAAAAAAAACCAGGUGAUCCAAGUGCACAAAGGUACAUGGUUAGUUUUUACUGUGAUAAACCAUAUGAAAAAGAUGGUGUUGAAUUAAUAUCAUUGUAUGUUAGAGGACAAAGUUUUAUGCUUCAUCAGAUUCGUAAAAUGGUUGGUGUUAUUAUUGCUAUUUGCCGAGGUGUAGCCAAGCAUGAUGUGAUAGAACGAUCAUGGCAACCUGAUCGUCUUGAUUUACCUAUUGCUCCAGGUUUAGGCUUAGUAUUAGAAGAAGUACAUUAUGAUAAAUAUAAUGGAAAAUUUGGUAAUGAUGGUAUGCAUGAACGCUUAGAUUUUGUUGAGCUCAAUGAUCAAGUAUCUGAAUUUAGAGCUAAAUACAUACUACCAACCAUUAUCAAAGUAGAAAAAGAAGAAAGCUCUAUGCAAUUAUGGCUUGAACAGCUACCGUUACAUACAUUUGAAGUACGUACAGAACACCGCAACAUGCGAACAGAUGUUAAUGAAAUAAAUAGUCCAGGAUUAGCAUCUUUACAGGCGGCAGCUGAACUAAUUGAAAAAGAGGAACAGCAUUCUAUUGAUACAAAUAGAGAGGUACCACCUGAUAAUCUUUCCACACUUGCAGAUGCUGCUCAAGCAAUGAGUUCAGAAAAUAAUUAACUUUUGAAUUUAAUUGAGAAAGGAGUGUACUACAUUAAUAAUAGUAUAGAUUUUAAUAUUAUAUACUUAAUAUUUAUAUUUAAAAAAAUUAUUAAUGAAUGAGAGCAUC
This is a messenger RNA of Rhopalosiphum maidis (corn leaf aphid), 1786 nucleotides long. It is a transcript of the gene Pus1, whose product is annotated as tRNA pseudouridine synthase A. Gene Ontology annotation, cellular component: nucleus. The record is from RefSeq and is a predicted model, not a curated record. Gene Ontology annotation, molecular function: RNA binding; pseudouridine synthase activity. The transcript has 7 exons. Lineage: Eukaryota; Metazoa; Arthropoda; Insecta; Hemiptera; Aphididae. Bases 445 to 1677 code for a protein of 410 amino acids. Gene Ontology annotation, biological process: tRNA pseudouridine synthesis; mRNA pseudouridine synthesis.